This is a messenger RNA of Aspergillus welwitschiae, 629 nucleotides long. RefSeq lists its product as uncharacterized. The transcript has a single exon. The record is from RefSeq and is a predicted model, not a curated record. Lineage: Eukaryota; Fungi; Ascomycota; Eurotiomycetes; Eurotiales; Aspergillaceae. The coding region runs from base 35 to 253 and encodes 72 amino acids.
CCCUCCGCCAGCCUAUGAGAUCCCGUUCUGCGCAAUGGAGACCCAACCACUGGCCAUUCGGAGCUCCCCUUCGUCGGGGCUCUUUGACACCGUCGCAGUUGGUCCGGCCAGGCUAGUCCUGAUACACCACUAUGUACAUCCAUCAGCUCCGCCUGAAUGUCUCCUCCCCAUUAAUCGUCCGAGUGCUGUACAGUUGUCCAUCCUGUUGAGAAUCUCCGACGUCCGCAAUCGCUGCAUCGCGUGCAUUCUCUAGACCCUGGGUGUUUCCCGUGCCCCGCCGGAAAGCAUAUGCAGUAAUGCACGCUGAAUCUAGAGCCACUUGCUGCUAUCUACAGGCUGUUACUGCUUGAGGAGUUGACUCGAAUGAAUAUGUUGAUACUAUUCAUCAUAGGCCCCCCUGUCUGGUCUCUGCAUGUAUCCAAAAUGGGACAUUCCUAGCUCGAAGCGCUAGAUCGCCCUUUUAAAAUGAAACACCCCGGCAAGAACGGGCCAGCCCGCAUACAAUGCAGUUGAGGGAGAGCAGGGUGUUACGGGGCCCUGGAGGGCAAGUCAGGUACGACUUGUUGACAAUGACUCAUAUGUCCGUCGGACCGCUGCAUCAUCCAGGGCGUGCGUACCCACCACAUGGA